This is a messenger RNA of Arctia plantaginis, 2982 nucleotides long. The record is from the annotation of a GenBank genome assembly. NCBI's taxonomy places the organism in Eukaryota, Metazoa, Arthropoda, Insecta, Lepidoptera, Erebidae.
AUGGGCACCACCGGUUUGUCGAUCACGCUGGCUAACAGCAUUAUCGGAGUGGGCAUACUGGCUAUGCCUUUUUGCUUUCAACAAUGUGGUCUACUACUUGGUGGAUUGAUUUUAUUGUCAAUGGGCUUCAUGUCAAGGCUAUGCUGUUACUUUUUGUUGAAAUCUGCACUACUUGCUCGGAGGAGGAAUUUUGAGUUUUUAGCUUUCCAUGUGUUCGGCUCAGCUGGCAAGAUGGCGGUUGAACUAGGGAUCAUUGGGUUUCUAAUGGGCACCUGCAUAGCGUACUUUGUAGUUGUUGGCGAUCUUGGACCGCAGAUUAUCGCCAAAAUGUUCAACAUCAACCAGAGUGAUAUCCUGAGAACAUCAAUAAUGGUGAUCGUGUCGCUAGUAUGUGUCCUACCGCUUGGCCUUCUUAGAAAUGUGGACAGUUUGAGCAACGUGAGCGCGGCCACUAUCUGUUUCUAUGUCUGUUUAGUUAUGAAGGUAAUAACAGAAGCUGCGUCUCAGCUGAUGACGAGCGACUGGCACCGUCGCGUCGAGAUGUGGAGACCGGCCGGCCUACUGCAGUGUGUACCGAUCAUCUCAAUGGCACUCUUCUGUCAAACACAGCUUUUCGAAAUAUUCGAGUCUCUACCAACGCUCUCGUUAGAGAAGAUGAACUUGGUGACUAAAAAUGCUAUCAACAUAUGUACUGUAGUGUAUUUCACACUCGGAGUUUUCGGAUACAUUGCAUUUAGCUCACACGAUAUAUCUGGCAACAUACUAAUGAGCCUUAGUCCCACCAUGGCAAGUGACGUCAUAAAGCUUGGGUUCGUGAUGUCAGUGGCGUUUAGUUUUCCGCUCAUUAUCUUCCCUUGCAGAGCCAGUCUGUACUCUUUCUUGUACAAAAAGGUGCACUCGUCUCACCACGACCACAUAAUCAACCACUCGAUCCCAGAGACGACGUUCCGUUGCAUCACGGUGGCGAUCAUCGCGGUGUCUCUUUUCGUCAGCGUUCUCAUCCCGAACAUCGAGCUGGUGCUGGGGCUCGUGGGGUCCACCAUUGGGGUACUCAUCUGUGUCGUGUUCCCCGCAGCCUGUUUCGUCCAUGUCACCUAUAAGAAUACUAAUGAAAGGCUGCUAGCGAAGGGUAUCUUAUUUUUAGGUCUUAUCAUAAUGGUUUUAGGCACGUAUGCUAACUUAGAAGCCGCUGGUGAAAACAGCAAAGUAGAUCGCUACGACGAGAAAUACACACAGGAGAAAAUCGAUAAGAUUGUCGAGGACUUCUUUGAAAAGCGCGACAAGGACGGAGUGUACCUAAAACAAGAACCUGUUUUACCUAUUGAGAUCAACAACAAUAUUCCUCUCAACAAUGACAAGAAAAAAGACUCCGAAAUACAACCACCUAACCCGGUGCCGCCUGAAUCACAAUCCAAUGAGAAAAUGGCUGCAAAGAAGGUCGAAGUACACAACUAUGAAGAAAAGAAAGUGGAACCAUUACCAGUUAUGAAAGAAACGUUAAAAAGGAGUUCCCAAACUCAUCCAAAGAAUCUUAAAAAUAAAUUUGACUUAAAAAUAAAUGGAGUUGAUACAACUGAACCUGAAAAGGCCGCAGAAGUUCAACCACAGUCAAAUGAAGAAAAAAAUGACAUGUUAAAACAACAAAAACUUAUUGAAACGAUCAAACAACAUGGCGAAGAACAGAAAGAAUUGAUGAAAGAACAAAAGGAGAUUCUAGAUGAAAUAAUUAAGACUAAAAAAGAGUUGGAACAAAAUAAAAAUGGAGCAGACACGAAUGAAGCUAAGAAAAUUGCUAUGGAAAGUAUAAAACAGAUUGCAAGCAUGGCUAUACAAAGUAUAGGUGGUGUUUCUGAAAAGCCUGUACAAAUAGAUGAAAAGAAAGAGGAGCGUUUAGAAAAACUGACAAAUGAGGCUGUUCAAGAAAUAGCGAAAAAAGCUGUGGAAACCAUUGAAGCUAUUAAGGAGAUUAAAGAGAAUCCCGCACCGCUAAAAAUCGCUGAUGCCAGUAUACAAAAUGGUCUGCCUGCAAAACUUCAAAGCAAUCAGAAUCCACAACAACCAGUUAAUUCGCUAAAUGUUAAUCCACCGAUAAAUUUGCAAAAUGAUCAACAUCAAAUAAAUUCACAAGAUAAUCUUAAAAAUAUUAAACCACGCGCGGUCAGUCCCACAAGUAAUCAACAGCAGGGCGCUGCACCUGUAAAUGUUCAGCGGGAAAUCAUUAAUUCUGAAAAUGUUCAACCGCAAGUGAUUAAUUAUCCAAAUAUCCAACAUCAAGCUGUCAACUCUCAAGUGCCACAAAACUUGAACAAUCCUCAAACUUUGGCCAAUAUCGUUAAUCCUCCGGUUUAUGUCCCUCAAAAUAAUAUACCACCUGCAAAUAUAGAAAAAGAUAAACCAAUUAACUCAAAGCCUGGACAGAUACAAAAUAAUGCACCUAUAAAUCCUCAAACAAAUAAAGAAUCUAAAGCAGCUGGGGAAGCUGCACAAUUAUCUAAAGUACAAAUACCUGCUCAGACACAAAAUAAAGACACACUUCACUCACACUCGCCCGACGAACCACAGUCUUACAAGCAAGGCGAAGACGCACAAGUCAAAAAUCCUGAAGCUAAAGUACACAAAGCUGUACCUCUACCAAUAGCUAUGAAUGAUUUAUUGUCCAGUAAGCAAAUACAAGAGAAGGAAGCGGUUGGUCGUCAGCUGAAUGAGGAUAUUCAAGUUAUAGUACCACAAAAAGUUGAAAGUAACGACAAUAUACAACCGAAUGUUGUAAGACAGAAAAGAGAGGUUGUAGAUUGUACUCAGAAAGUGGAACUUGAACCUAAAGAUAGGGAAAUAUGUAACACUCUCGUCGAUCGACCAAAAGAAAAAGAUAGAAUGCCACCUGUCGAUUUACACGAUAUGUUACCUAAAAGCUUGGUUAUGGACACCAAUAUGCUAAACAUUGGUAGGUCACUUAAAAGUUAUGAAGGAGACGAAAGGUAA